GCGAAGGGCCUGGGCCGGGCCAAGGGGUGAGGGGUGCCGCCGGUGUCCAGCACGCUGGGUCCAGCACGCUGGGUCCGAGGCGCCCCGGCAGCCAUGCAGACACCGGCACGCCGCUGUCAGGGACGCGGACAGAUGGACACCCAGGCCACUCCCACCGAGCACAGCCCUGCGGGCACAGACGUAGCCUGCACAGAGCCACAGACAUGCGCCCGGGCACACGUGUCUGUACACUCAACGUAGACUGCGCCUCAACUGCGCACAUUUAUUGCUCCUUUCUGAGAAACGGACACGCAGCUCGGAUACAUUCAAGCUUAUGUUCGAACUCGGGCAAAACGUGCGAGCAAGAGAUGCGUGUCCACACAUGUCUAAGAUUUAUUCCAUAGAUGAAGAUGAAAAAUUAACACCUAGCUUGGAAAUUAUCUUACCUCGUGAUUUGGCAGAUGGGUUUGUGAAUAAUAAACGAGAAAACUACAGAUUUAAAUUCCAAAGGAUUUUUGAUCAGGAUGCAAACCAAGAGACCAUUUUUGAAAGCAUUGCCAAACCAGUUGCUGAGAGAUGGGGAGAGGUUCUGCCAAAGGACAGGAUGUUGGUGAUGCCAGAAGCAGAGGGUGUCCUGGCGGGUUACAAUGGCACCAUCUUUGCAUACGGGCAAACAGGCAGCGGUAAGACAUUCACCAUCACGGGGGGCGCAGAGCGCUACAGUGACAGAGGCAUUAUCCCAAGGACACUGUCGUACAUUUUUGAGCAACUACAAAAGGACAGCGGCAAAAUAUAUACAACACACAUUUCCUAUUUGGAAAUCUACAAUGAAUGUGGUUAUGAUCUAUUGGAUCCAAGACAUGAAGCCUCCACUUUGGAAGACUUGCCGAAAGUGACAAUAUUGGAGGACCCCGAUCAGAACAUUCACCUGAAAAACCUGUCUCUUCAUCAGGCAACCACAGAGGAAGAAGCUCUGAAUCUGCUCUUCUUAGGAGACACCAACAGAAUGAUUGCAGAGACUCCUAUGAACCAGGCUUCAACUCGUUCUCACUGCAUUUUCACUAUUCACUUAUCAAGCAAAGAACCAGGAUCUGCAACUGUCCGACACGCCAAACUUCAUUUGGUUGACCUGGCUGGUUCAGAGCGCGUGGCAAAGACUGGAGUAGGGGGCCAGCUUCUAACAGAGGCCAAGUAUAUCAACUUGUCACUGCAUUACUUAGAACAGGUUAUCAUCGCCCUUUCAGAAAAACACCGUUCGCAUAUUCCCUACAGGAACUCCAUGAUGACCAGUGUCCUAAGGGACAGUUUGGGAGGGAACUGCAUGACGACCAUGAUUGCAACACUCUCUUUGGAGAAAAGAAAUAUCGAUGAGUCUAUAUCCACCUGCAGAUUUGCACAACGAGUGGCACUCAUAAAGAAUGAAGCUGUUCUUAAUGAAGAAGUUGAUCCCAGAUUGAUGAUUAUACGCCUACAAAAGGAAAUCCAGGAACUGAAGGAUGAACUGGCCCUUGUCACUGGAGAGCAGAGGACAGAGGCCCUCACAGAAGCAGAGCUCCUUCAGCUGGAAAAACUAACAACAUCCUUUUUGGAAGACCAGGAUCCAGAGAGCAGACUAGAGGUUGGCACCGAUAUGCGUAAAAUUCAUCACUGUUUCCAUCAUUUAAAGAAGCUGCUGAAUGACAAGAAGAUCCAUGGAAAGAGCACAGUCUCCUCUGAAAUCAAAGAGCAAGACUGCCAAGAACCAUUGAAAGAGGAAGAAUAUAAAAAGCUACGAGAUCUUCUACAGCAGAGAGAUAAUGAAAUCAAUAUUCUGGUCAAUAUGUUAAAGAAGGAAAAGAAGAAAGCUCAAGACGCUCUCCACCUGUCUAGCAUGAACAGAAAUGAAUUUAGACACUCACAGAGCUCCCCCUUCCCAGCCGGGAACCCAGAAGGUCCAAGGAUGUCGCUCUCCUCGGCUCCCACACAGGCUCAGGACGUCAGCGCUUUGGGGUGUAGGUCCAGUUUGCUCCACAGAAAAACAGGGAUGAGAGAGGAAAUGUCAUUAGGACGCCAGGAGGCUUUUGAAAUCUUCAAGAGGGACCAUGCUGACAUCGUUACCAUCGAAGACAACAAACAGACUCUGAAACAGAGAUUCUAUGAAGCAAAGGCCCUGGGCGAAAGUAUAAAUGAAGCAAGAAGUAAAAUUGGUCGCCUGAAGGAAGAAAUCACCCAGCGGCAUAUGCAGCAGGUGGCUCUAGGCAUCUCGGAAAACAUUGCCGCAUCCUCAAAGCCGGACCCGGUGGAAGAGAAGCUGAGGUCACAGGUGGAAGAAGAAAAGAGAAGAUAUAAAGCAAUGUUCACGCGCCUGAAGGCCCUGAAGGUGGAGAUUGAGCACCUGCAGUUUCUCAUGGAAAAAGCCAAGGUGAAGCUGCAGAAAGAGUUUGAAGCCUGGUGGGCAGAGGAGGCCACCAGCCUGCAGGUAAACUCUCCUGCGGUGAAUGCCCUCAACCCCAUGAAGCCUUUUCUGCAGACACCUGAGGCCCAGCACGAAAGGGCCCAGUGUCUCUCUGACAAAAGAAGGAAUGUCAACAUGAGAAAUGAAUUCAUUGUCAAAGGCUGGUUGGUCAGGAAAGAGGACAGAAGUAAUUCACGUGAUGUGAGUGCCAGGAAAAUCCUGCCCUCGCCCUGCCCCGUCCUGCACAGCCAGCAGCAGAGCCGCACCGGCGCCUUCCUGGAAGACAGCAUCCCUGCAAGGCCGAUGUCAUCCAUCCCUCUCACUGGGGACAGCCAGACGGACUCCGACAUCUUGGCAUUCAUCAAAGCCAGACAGAGCAUUCUGGAGAAGAAAUGUCUCCAACCCAGACAAGGAGAUCUCCUCAGCCCCAUGCCUCAGAGGGCCCUGCACUUGGAAGCGCCUUGCUAGAAACUUUCUACGUCUCCCUCCGGUGGUGGGACCUGCCAUGGCCAACAGUGUCAUCCAUGCCAACCACCGCUAGCCCAGACCAGGUCCCAUGUGAACCUCGGUUCCCUUUUUGCCCUUCAGAGGGCUCUUCAACUCACGCGUGGGGUUGGCCACAUGCCCCAAGGUGCUCCAGGAUUCAUGCCUGUGGAGUGGUCCUGGGGCCUCUUGGUCGGUCCCUGGUUCCGGGAGAACAGCCUGAUGAGCAGAGCAUUCCUGUGCAUGGUGCAGCCUUCCUUUGAGGGCAUUGCUCGAGAUUUCCUUUGAGGGCAUUGCUCGAGCUCGGGCCACCACAGUGGUGCUGACAUGCUGACUGGAGUGACUCUCACAGUCAGACGUAGGACAAAGAAUCUUCACGUGCACUAAUUAGACAACAAACAAACCCGUAAGUCGCUCUUCUCUGCCAUAUUCUAAAUCUUCACCAAUAAAUCACUAUAGCUCACAUGGA
This is a messenger RNA of Equus caballus (horse), 3365 nucleotides long. The record is from RefSeq and is a predicted model, not a curated record. Lineage: Eukaryota; Metazoa; Chordata; Mammalia; Perissodactyla; Equidae.